AUCAACACAGACAAGCACCGAUCAGCUUGCAGCUCCGUUCCUUCACCACCACAAAAUCCGCACUCCACUGUUGUCAAUCUUCAAGCAUCAGAGUUCAGGCAGGCCAGUCAGCGCAUCGUCUCCUCCAACGCGGCGAGAAGAACAGAGUUAGAGAGAUCAUGGAAGGUGCGGCGAAGGCGUCGUGGAUGGUGGCGAUGAGCGUGGGCGGCGUGGAGGCGCUCAAAGACCAGGCCGGGCUCUGCCGCUGGAACUACGCGCUCAGGUCCAUCCACCGGGCAGCCAAGGCCAGGGCCAACGUUCGCGGCGGCGUCUUGCAGGGCGCAAAGCAGCUUCCGGCUUCGGCAGCGGUGGCGGAAAGGCGGCGAGGGGAUAAGGCCGAGGAAGGGCUGAGGACGGUGAUGUACCUCAGCUGCUGGGGUCCCAAUUAGUACUAGCUACAAAGAGGUGUUUUCUCCUAGCUCCAGGCUCCAGCCUCUGUUUAGCAACAACUUGGCUGGUUAAUUCCCUGCCGAUUGUAAAUACGUAUCACGAUGAUGAUGAUGAUGAAACCUUUCCCCACUUCGAGUUCA
Molecule: messenger RNA, 569 nt
Organism: Triticum aestivum (bread wheat)
Lineage: Eukaryota; Viridiplantae; Streptophyta; Magnoliopsida; Poales; Poaceae
Exons: 1
Coding region: 159-428 (89 amino acids)
Source: RefSeq, a predicted model, not a curated record